CAACUGUGCCAAAAAAUACCAGGUGGGACAAUUAACAAAAAGAGGAAGUAAUAUUAAAAAUCUUCAAGGCCUUAAAUAAAUAUAAGAAUGUUUGAUUAAAUAUUAAUAUGGAAGUCUAUUGCACUGGGAUUAAUGGCCGCAUUUCACGAGGUACUUUUCGCUACAUUUUACCGCCUACACAACCGCUUGCAUACCUCUGUAUGUGGAUCGGUGGGCGCCCACGCCCUCAACACACCUCAACGCCUACAUGUACAACUUGUUCAAUAUCAACGACAUAGAAAAUCCCCAUUCAAUAUGGCUGUCUGGCAUAUUUAUGCUCGGUAUUCAAGCCAUGGAAUAUUUUUGAAUUUUGAACGCUUGCGCCGAUGUAAAGAAUUGUCUGGGAUUAAAUGGAUCCAGCAAUACAAGCCUACGGACAGAGUAUCGCCCAGGGGAAAUGUGCGCUAACUGCUGAAGACUCGUGUACUAUUGUUUUAGGAGAGGAUGAUUCGCUUACAUCAUUACAGAUUUCAUCAAGUUCUUCAUCACAGUUGAUAGAAAAUCAAAAUGUCCUGGAAGAUUUCAAAAUACUUCCAACACAAACCGAAGCUUAUAUGUCAUCAUUGGAGAUCUCCUCCCUGAGUAAUGUUGAGAUCAAUCAAAACAAUGAAGAAUGUGUUAAGACUAACUUUACACCAGGGCCAGAGGUCUUGUCUUCUGAAGUUUCGGGACUCACGUCCAGUAAUGUGGCCACUGAGGCUGAGCAGAAAAUGAAUAAAGAAAUUGGUGAUAAAAAUUGUGAGGAAAUACCGGCUAAAGCCGCCGUAUCUGGAUCUGCUGAUGGAAGGCAAUCAAGCAAAACUAUUCCUAAAGUUCAUAAUUCAUAUCAAGAGUUCAAUGCAUUCCAUGGCAAUGUUUGUCUAGGUCUUGGAAAUCAAGAGAACCAACAUGAACGUCAGCCAUUCAAAAAAUGUACUUGUUGUUUAACACAGUCUCACCAGAACCAUUUGUCUAAUAAAUGUGGAUUUGAUGAGAGUAAAGGUAUUGGUGAUUUUUCAAACAAUUGUGACAGCAUUCUUCCCACAGUAUUAUAUGAUUUGGGGGUUACUGGUAAAUCUCAUUCCUUUACUGGUAAGGGAAAAGAACUAAAAGGAACAAAACUAGCACCAAAUAUUUUGCACACUCCUCAAGAAUUGAGACAAUACACACCACCUCGUCCUACUUUUCAAAAAACAAUUGUCUUUGAAGAAAUCUUGGAUCAACUUGAACAUGGACAUAAAAUUAUACAUCUUCAUGGUAUGUCUGGAACAGGAAAAUCUCAGAUUGUUCGUGGAAUUUGUAAAGUACUUGAUGAGAGUAAUAGAUCUUAUUUGUUAUGGCAUAUGCAGUGCCAAGAUGGAAGUAAUUUGCUCAAACUGGGUCUUGAAAGACUCAUAGAUAAGCUUGAUGAUUGUAGUAUAAUAGAUGUAAUUCUUAGAAGAACAUUACUUGAAGAACUGCAGAACAAUCGCACAAAGACUCUUGUAAAUAAACUAACCACGUUACACGUGAAAAUACUACUUGUCAUAGAGGAUAUUACUGAGGAUGAAAAAGUGCUGGCUCGCAGUUUAGUCCAGAGUUUAAGUACUCAAGCCACUCAAUCCUUGCAAAUACUCAUUGCAUCUCCGAGAAAAGAUGUUUUAUACACUGAAGAGGAUAUUGAUGCUAUGAAUUACUACUACACAAAAAGAGUAAAUGGAUUUAUAAAGCCAGAAGCAGUAGCUUUCCUCACGACUGGGAACAUAAACAGAAAGGGAGCUGAGCAGUUAGCAGAGGCACUCGCCUAUUCUCCACUCAGACUUACUCUUGCUAAAAACUACUGUCGUAAAUAUAGGGAAUCGUAUCAGUCUUAUUUUGAUGGCCUUGGGAAGGAUGAAACAGUAAUUGAAAAAGAGAAGGAAAUUCUGAACCUUCAUCCAGAUUUAGCAAAAUGCCAUGGAUAUGAGGUCAUUAUGAAAGCAUUAAGACCAAGGAGUAAAGUUGAAAAAGAAGAUUUGCAAUUUUUGGUAAUAGAAAUGAUGUCAUUCUUGAAUAAUGAAAACAUUUCUGAUUAUUUACUUGGCAAGUUUUUCAACAAGUCCAACCAAUGGUCUUUCGUGAAGAACAGAGGAUGGUUCAAUGUCUAAGCUAGACUUGAAGAUGACUGUGAUAUGGAUGUGCAUAGUUUUUCAGAUAAAAUUGAUUACGGUGAACAACUUAUUUCUACCCAUAAAGACAUACUGCUUGCAAUACAUCUUUACAUACCCAAUGAGAAAAAGCAACGAAUUCUUAUGGAUGUUCUACAAUCUAUUGCGAGUCUCAUUAAAAAAGAAAAUCGAUAUCGCACUGAUAGUAACUUGCUUUUUAGCUUGCAAAAUCAUAUGGAUAGUGUUGUUUCCCAUGCUAAAAAAUUACUAAAAGGUGAUUUUCUUGGAAAAUCUAUGAAACAGAAUGAUUUUGACAUCCAGCUUGGACUUGCUAGAAUGUAUGAAGUGCUUGGUUUUGUUGUUCAGAGACAUUUAAACACAAAAGAUAUAGACCUGGAAAAAGCAACUAAUUAUCUAUCAAAUGUCAUCUGUGCUUUCAAUACCAAAAAAGACAAAAGAGAAACUUUAUUCAAGUAUACUCCAAAAAAGGAUCCUGCAGUUACCGCAAAAAAGAUUUAUAAAAUAAUAAAAGAAGCAAAUAAAAAAAUACCUGAUGUAUUUAUAUUACAAAAUUGGGCGAAACUUUUUCCUAUCACAGAAAACCAUUUGAAAGUGAUGGCGGAAAGCGCUGGAAAUGAGUCUAAAUUGGAUUGGGAAGACAUGGUUACUGCAUUAAGACUUGAUGGGCAUUUGAACAGUGACCAUAUUCGUCAAUUGGAACGAGAGAAAAUGCUGCUAAAUCCAAAGCAAAUCAAAAGUGUCUAUAUCUGUGAAAGGUUGAUGUCUGUGCUUCAUACACGUAGUCGACAAGUGUUGUAUUUACAGAACUCUAUUUCGAAAGAAGAGCAAAAUCGUUAUGAGUGGUAUUCUGACGUUGGUUUAUAUCUUAGCGAGAAUCUAUUUUGUGACACUGGUAUAUCUUCCUUGUUUAGAUAUCUUCUGAAAGCAAACAGUAAACUACCUAGAAUGCUUAACAAUUGCUUGAAUGAAGAUGAUGCAUCAUUCAUUGCAAGGAUUGAAGCUGCCAGAAAGUAUGCACAAAGUUUGACUGAUGGUAAAGAACGUUUCUAUGAACAUGGUCUGUACAAGAGAGUGUAUGGAACGGCAUAUUCCAAUAUGAAUUUGCUACGAUUCCUAGUCAAAGCAAACACCAAGUUACACAAAAGGCGUCAUAUUGCAAGUGUAAAAGAAGUCACUAAUCAGAUGCUAGAAUGUGACCGAUUUUUUAACUUAGCCAAACAGAAUGUUCAAUAUUUUGUUGUUGCUUCAAAUUGCAUAGUUCAAGCAGGGAAAUAUUAUGCAGCUGUUGGAAAAUAUGAAACUGCACUGGAAGCUUUUGAAUGUGCUUUUGAUCACCAUGGUUAUGGUAUUGAAUAUCAAUGUGAUAAAUAUCCAAAUGCAUAUGCCUGGGCUUUACACAAUGUUGGGAUGACUUUGUUCAAAAGUGAAAAAGAACUUGCCAAUUAUAUCAGUCAUAAAGAAAAGUUUUUUUUAAGAUACCAAACUGCUGUGAAAUGUAAUAUCUGUAAGGAAUGGAGAAGGGAUUUGCUAAUUAUGAAAAAACUUGUCGAAUCAUUGCAUUGAUCAUACAUGACUAUUACCAUUUUUCAUAUUUAUACACAAAUACACAACAGUUGCCUUGUGUCUUGUCUUUUUUUUGUCUUUUUUUUCGACAUAAGUGAACAACUUGCACCCAAUUCCUAUUGAAAUGAAUAACCAACAGUCUUUCUGUUCCAAAUACUUUGUGUAAUUGAAGAUAUUUUCUUAUCAGAUAUGUAAUUUAAUCUCUCAUAAAGCUAUAUACAAAUUGACCAGAAAUGAUACAAUUUACAUGCCAAUUUGCCUAUCUACUUUCUUCAUUUACAUUUUAUUACAAUACUUCAAAUUUUAAGUACAUAUAUUGACUCAUUAUUGUGUGAACUCAUUGAAGAUGUGUGCUUAGUGUAUGAAAUACACAUUUAGGAUAUUUACUGAUCUUUUCUUAAUGUACUGUUCUCAAGUUUUCAGCUUUUUAGUUUGUAAUACUGUAAAAUUUAUACGUACUGUGAAACCAAUUGAUCUUGUAUAAAAAUAAGUUUCUAAUCGCUUGAUUAUAGGUGCAAGAUUUCAUACUAUAUAUAUAUAUUGCCUCGGUAUAAAGACAUGCCAUUUAUUGCUUUUAUGAUUCACAUUGCCUUCGAUUAUCCAUUGAAAUUUUAUGUCCCAAUAUUUCACGUUUGUUACUCUUUUUUUUAAUCGAAUCCAAGCCUUUUUUAAAAAAUGCAUUUUUGCUCAAUUUUUUGAUUAUGACCUUUUUUUCUAAACAUGAUUUACAUACAGAUCACGA
Messenger RNA from Styela clava, 4470 nucleotides. RefSeq lists its product as uncharacterized. The record is from RefSeq and is a predicted model, not a curated record. Gene Ontology annotation, molecular function: ADP binding. Lineage: Eukaryota; Metazoa; Chordata; Ascidiacea; Stolidobranchia; Styelidae.